Messenger RNA from Cyprinodon variegatus (sheepshead minnow), 2001 nucleotides. RefSeq names its product solute carrier family 22 member 4-like. The transcript is spliced from 10 exons. NCBI's taxonomy places the organism in Eukaryota, Metazoa, Chordata, Actinopteri, Cyprinodontiformes, Cyprinodontidae. Bases 279 to 1961 code for a protein of 560 amino acids. The record is from RefSeq and is a predicted model, not a curated record. Gene Ontology annotation, cellular component: membrane. Gene Ontology annotation, molecular function: transmembrane transporter activity. Gene Ontology annotation, biological process: transmembrane transport.
UAGCAAAUCCAAUCACUUGGUGAAGGGUCGUAGUGGGUCAAACAGCCUUUAAGAGGUUUUUGAUACAGGAUAAAAUCUUGCACAGCUGGUUUAAUGCUCUUACAGGACUUGGAAAUGGAAAUGUUUUGAUUCCGACUCCGGCCCACCCAGGGACCAGUCCAUUCUACCCCACUGAGAGCUCAACCCUAUAACUUUGGCACUGAGCUGAAGACUUGAAGAGGGACACCACGUCUCACUCAGUAAAGGAGAAAAGGAGGUUAUUUUGUCUAGAGAGAAAAAUGGGAGACUAUGAUGUGGAGACUGCGUUUCUUGGACAAAUGGGUCCCUACUUCUGGGUCACUUUCUUCCUUUUGAACACAGUUUUCGUGUCAACUGGAUUCAACGGACUAUACAUAAUCUUUGCAGGGGCAGCCCCAAAACACAGUUGUCUCAUUCCAGACGUCAACCUGACAGAGGAGUGGAGAAAUGCCAUCAUACCAUUUAUAAUAAUGGGUGGUGAAGAAGUUCAGAGCCAGUGCAGCAGAUAUAAUCUGACUGUGGUUAAAGAUUUUUCUGAUGAGGGUUAUAUACCUGGAAGGGAUAUUAAUCUUACCACACUGCCUCAAGAAGGAUGUUUGGAUGGAUGGAACUACAGCAAAGACAUCUACCAGUCCACAAUAGUCACUGAGUGGAAUCUUGUUUGUGAGAACCAUUGGAAAGUUCCUUUUGCUUCCUCAACUCUCUUUGUGGGAUAUCUUUUUGGAUCGCUUAUCUCAGGACAGCUUUCUGACAGGUUUGGGAGGAAAAAAGUUCUUUUCAUGUCCCUUGCGGCUCAGUCCUUCUGCGUUUUGCUUCAGUCAUUCUCUCAGUCUUGGAGAAUUUUCUGUGUCAUGUUCCUCUUUGUUGGAGCCUCUCAGAUAUCCAUCUACAUUUCUGGAUUUGUACUGGGUACAGAGUUGUUGAGUAAAACCAUGCGAGUUCUCUUUACAACUCUUGGGGCUUUCCUUUUUUACUGCAUCGGCUACAUGACACUACCUUGGAUUGCAUAUGGCAUCAGAGACUGGAGAGCUCUCUUAGCAGUUUUGUCAGCAACAUCUGUGGUUUACAUCCCUUUGUGGUGGUUCAUCCCAGAAUCACCUCGAUGGCUGCUCAUUCAAGGAAGAAAGACAGAGGCAGAGGCCAUUGUGAGAGAUGCUGCCAGGAGAAACAAAGUGCAGGCACCAUCUGUACUUUUUAAAGAAUCUGAGGUUGAGAAAAUUCCUGCUGGGAAGAAAUACACAAUGCUUGAUGUUCUUAGGUCCAGCAAAGUCAGAUGCAUCACAAUGAUGUGUCUCCUUUUAUGGAUGGCAAUUAACAUCGGAUAUUUUGGCUUAUCCCUGAAUACUUCCAACCUGAGUGGCAACCCUUAUAUGAAUUGCUUUAUAUCAGCCAUCACUGAAGUACCCGCCUAUAUUGUCUCUACUUGUCUGCUGAGGAAAUGUCCACGACGAGCAAUUCUAUCGACGUUCCUUAUCAUCGGAGGAGGAGUUCUUCUGCUCAUACAAUUUAUUCCUGAUACACUCCAUUAUGUUGCUCUGGCACUGGAAAUGACCGGCAAGUUUGGCUUCACUAUGGCUUUCACCAUUGUUUACAUCUACACUGCUGAGAUCUAUCCCACCGUACUGAGGAAUGUAGGCAUGGGAAUGUGCUCCUCAGCUGCUCGUAUUGGCAGUAUCACAGCUCCUUACGUCAUCUAUUUAGGCACAUAUAAUAAGGUUUUACCUUACAUUUUAAUGGGCAGCCUCACCAUCGCCUCUUCUGUGGUUAACUUCUUCCUACCAGAGACCUUCAACAAAGAUCUCCCAGAAACAGUGGAGCAGAUGCAGGAAUGCCGGGGGUUCUGUGGACGGUCUGAAAAGAAGAAAUAUUUUGAAAACGGAGCAUCACGUAAACGACCCAUUCUACAGGAAGAAGCAUCUGAAGUGCAAACACUCAGCCUUUAAACUUUUUUCAUUCUAAGGAUGGACAUUUUUUUCCUGAUCU